Messenger RNA from Mesorhabditis spiculigera, 2793 nucleotides. Lineage: Eukaryota; Metazoa; Nematoda; Chromadorea; Rhabditida; Rhabditidae. The record is from the annotation of a GenBank genome assembly.
AUGAACGUGGAGCUCCUACGAACGGGUGCUCGGUGUACCCGCGAAGCACUGGUCCGCGCUGUCUGCUCCGGGAUGCAAAUUUCGACCUGGCAAGGUGCCAAUUAUGGCCGCUGCGGGCAUGUGGUUGACGAAAGCGACGGGCUUCUCGAUGGCAUCCGGCAGUCACAUUCGUUCGACGAGACGCGGGCCCCGAUGCUUGGGACGGACGGUCGCCGUCCGGCCUCAUUCGACUGCACCAGUCGGGCUCCGCAAGCUGAGGCUCCGGUCCGAGCACCGUCAUUCGAUCUGGGGCGAGGGCUGGACUUGCCGACUAGGCUGGGAUUGACGCUGCCGAACAUGUUGCAGAUGCACCCAAACUCCCUAUCCCCCUUGCCACCGUUGAGCGGAAUGUCCGGUGGCCUCUCACCACUCCAUCCGGGUCUCUCCUCCUCCCUCACUUCCGCUUUUUCCGCCGUCGACGUGCCCAGGCUGAUGGUGCACUCCCCGAUUGAAAAUAGAUCCCCGAUCCCGGGCCUAUCCCCCAGCCAUCAUCCAUCGGCGGAUAUUCGUCUCCUGACAGUCCCCUCUCCCGAUCCAUCUGCUCGUCUACUCGGUGCCCUUACCGUCGAGCACUUCAGAAGAUCUCCAGAUUCCUCGAGGUCGCCAGUUGGCGACGCAGCAGCCGAAGUGUUGGCCUCGAUGAACAACGCGAUGCUCGGGCUGAAUGGCCAGUCGUUCGGGCUUGGCAUGGGAUGGGGCACGGCGGGACCCCAGAAAAUCGGAUUAUCUCACUUAUCGCAACAGGAAAGUGGCGAUUCGCUUGGCGACGACGGCAGCAUGGGAAUUGAUCUCGAAGGCUUGGCCCCGCAUAUCGCACAGAUGGCCGCCCAGGCGCAACUGGCCUCGCCCGAGUUGAUGGCCCAAAUGCCACCCAAGUCGAUUAUACAAGAAGAAGUCCGUAAUGGCGGCGGCCGCUUUCAGCUGGUCCGGAAACGCGGAAGGAGCGAGGUGUGGAACCUGUUCGGACAGGUGCUGGACACGCUGACCGGGGUGCGGUUGCCGUACGUCGCCUGCUACGCGUGCAAGGUGCUGUACACGGACACGGGCGGCGGAACCGGAAAUAUGACGCGCCAUCGAUGCCCGAUCGGGACGUCGUAUCGGAAUAGUAUGCCGAGUACCUCCUCGGAGACGGCGGAAGGCGCGGCGACGUCCUCGUUCGACUCGAUGUCGUCGGCGCAGAUGCCGAGGAAGAGGAGUUGUACGCCGGAUCGGAAGCCACAGGCGAAUAAUAACGAAGGUGCCUCCUCCCCACUCCCGUCCUCCAAUCGUCAACCCUCCCUCCAUAGUGGCCAUCCAUCGCCCGGUGCAGUAGGCGACGUCGAGAAGGAGCUGCUCGCAGAGACCGCUGCCCGCGCAGCGGCUAUUGAUCUGCGCCCCACCCAGCACUUCACUAGCGCUGGUUUCCGCCAAAUGUGUGGUCGUCUACUGCUGCUUGGGCGUCGUUACGGGCAGUGCUCACCUUCGGAUAUUUUGCCGGAUGAGGCGAUGAUCCAGAAUUCUCGGGACAACCUGCUCCGCUUCUCGCUUGAGGAGAUUAGGAGUGAACUGCGUGGCGUCGGGGUCGAAGUGACGUUGUCGGUGGAGAAGCUUGAAUAUAAAGGCAUCUGGAACGUCGUGUGGGCGUCUCGUCUAACCCGAAACUGGAACCUCAAGCACCUCAUCAUAGGUGUCUACCCAUCUUCCGUUACGGAAUGUGAUGCUAUUCGGCUCGCCCUGAAACACCUGAACCUGACCCUCGACCCGGAGCACACCAGAACCCUUGGCCUACCGCAGACGUUCGAAAACUUUGAGAACAUCCCCGAUAUUGGCGCCGUGCUCGAGCAGGUGGUUUCCUCAACCCUCUCCCCCGACCAUCGUGCCCUCCUUGACCGUCUCGCCGACCUCCGCCGCCGUGUCGUCCAAGUCGGCGCCCAGAUGCCCCAUAAAUUCCCCCAAAAGAUCGCGCUGACCGGCGUGCGCGGAUGGUACGAGGAGUGUCACACAUGGCGGCUACACCACGAGGCACUACAGGUGCUCCUCUCCAAGCACUCCGGGCUUCAGGCCGAGGUGGCCGGGUUGCCAUGGUCUUCCGUUGGUGAUGUCGACGCGUUCCUCGAGCCCUUCCACGAGUCGUUGACGGCGCUGGCGAACGAGAUGCAGCCGACGCUGAAUUUGGUGAUCCCCGAGUGGUCGGCGCUGGUGCACGAGUGUCGCGUCGAAGAAGAUGACGACCGUCUUGCUCCCGGCCUUCGAGCAAUGAAGCAGCAGGCUUCACAGCGUCUCGAAGAAGCCGCCUCCUCCCUCCAGCCGGUCCACCGGAUGGCUGCUAUUCUGAAUCCAAGGCUCGCCAGAAGCUUGGCGAUUCUGUUCACUGAUCAGCAACGCUCCGAGACUUGCCGACAAAUCCGUGACCUGUGCGGGAUCGCCCCGCGAAGCGGCGAUCGCCCAUCUAGUGGAUCGUCGAUAGACGCCGACGAGCCAUCACGAAAACGUCGUCUUUUCCUGUCCCAGCUCGAAAGCGGCGGCUCAACGGAUGAUGAGCUGGAAUGUUAUAGUCGGAGUCAAUUCCCGACCCAGCAGACCAGGGAAGUGUUGACCUUUUGGAGCACCGCUGGAUCGUCCCAAUUUCCGGCGCUUGCCGGGCUGGCGAGACGGCUAUAUUCAAUGCCGGCCGUCCCGCUGCGAUCCUACAUUCCACCCUCGGCCUGCAUCAGCGCCCCAGAACUGGCCACAACCCUCAUCCUCCGGAGGGCUUUUGAGAAUGAGACUGACGAC